Molecule: messenger RNA, 2533 nt
Organism: Nothobranchius furzeri (turquoise killifish)
Lineage: Eukaryota; Metazoa; Chordata; Actinopteri; Cyprinodontiformes; Nothobranchiidae
Gene: gjd2b
Product: gap junction protein delta 2b
Biological process (GO): cell-cell signaling
Cellular component (GO): connexin complex
Molecular function (GO): gap junction channel activity
Source: RefSeq, a predicted model, not a curated record
UAAAUCCAACCUGCCUCCAUCUAGACGCGCGGCGCAGCCAAUCAACCUGAUCUGAAGAUCGAAAAUAGGAGGGCUUACAGUAAUCAGCCCUCAGAGUCUCAUGACAAGGAACAGGGUGGCUACGUUGGGGGGAGCGCACGGCACACGCAGCAGGACGCUCACUGGAGCUGCGCUCUCAGCACAGAACCAACCAGAUCGCGAGAGAGAGAGACAGGGGAACGGGGACGGUAGAAGCAUCCCAUAACGGAUGCGGGUUUUAGCCAAUUUCGGACGCGCUGGAGUCUAAGACCACCAGAGUGAAUCCGUCCGGGAAAUAAGGCGAUUUAUUUUCUUUUUUUUUUUUUGGAGGGACUUGACCUGAGUGCCGUUGAACCUUCGUCUCCUCCGGAUGCUCAGAAAUGGGGGAAUGGACUAUACUAGAGAGGCUCCUGGAGGCUGCUGUCCAGCAGCACUCUACUAUGAUAGGAAGGAUCCUACUAACAGUGGUGGUCAUCUUCCGGAUUCUAAUCGUAGCAAUAGUUGGAGAGACUGUCUAUGAUGACGAGCAGACCAUGUUUGUUUGCAACACCUUACAACCCGGCUGCAACCAGGCGUGCUACGACAAGGCAUUCCCCAUUUCACACAUUAGAUAUUGGGUUUUUCAGAUCAUCAUGGUGUGCACCCCCAGCCUUUGUUUCAUCACAUACUCGGUGCACCAGUCGGCCAAGCAGAAGGAGCGGCGGUACUCCACGGUGUACCUGACGCUGGACAAGGAUCAAGAUUCUCUGAAGCGAGACGAGAGCAAAAAGAUAAAGAACACCAUAGUGAACGGAGUUCUGCAGAACACCGAGAACUCCACCAAAGAAGCCGAGCCGGACUGCUUGGAGGUGAAGGAGAUCCCUAAUUCGGCCAUGAGAACUACAAAGUCCAAAAUGAGGCGGCAGGAAGGCAUCUCCAGGUUUUACAUCAUCCAGGUGGUGUUCAGAAACGCGCUGGAGAUAGGCUUUUUAGUGGGUCAGUACUUCCUGUACGGAUUCAACGUGCCGUCCGUGUAUGAAUGUGACCGCUACCCGUGCAUCAAAGACGUCGAGUGCUACGUGUCCAGACCCACGGAGAAGACAGUGUUCCUGGUCUUCAUGUUCGCGGUGAGCGGCUUUUGCGUGGUGCUGAACCUGGCGGAACUCAAUCAUCUGGGCUGGAGGAAAAUCAAGACGGCCGUGCGGGGGGUGCAGGCUCGGCGGAAGUCCAUCUAUGAGAUCAGAAACAAGGACUUGCCCAGGAUGAGUGUGCCCAACUUCGGACGCACUCAGUCCAGUGACUCUGCUUACGUGUAAAAACGAACUCACCACCCAGAAUGGGACGAGAUGGACAGCUCCGCACGCCUAAUUUGUGUCAUGAUUUAAAGAGUGGGCAGAUUAUUAUUAUUGUUAUUAUUAUUAUUAUUAUAAUUAUUAUUAUAUUUAUUUCCUUUAUAAGUUCUUGAUCUUUUAUAAACUUCAUGUCAAACGUGGGGUCCACGUUUGCUACUUAUUUAUUAGUGCACUGAUGCAACUUUUUUCUUAAAACGUUUCUACUCUGUCAGAUGCUUCAUGGAGACCACGUCGUUCACAGAUUUACUCUUUGUGGGCUUGUUCUGCUAAACUUGAAGAGAAUAAAUGCAAAAAUGAAGAAGAGAACAGAAUUGCACUAAGAAGUGAACAUCUGAGAGCCUGAUCCAAAUGUGCUGACUUUGCUUUUAAAUAUGUUUCUUUUCUACCCAUUUUUAUUUGUUUCUGGAACCAAACUUCAUAAAUGGCACAAUUUAACCUGAAAAAAAAACCCAUCCAGAUUUAUAUACCAGAUAUAAAUCCUUACCAUUGUUCAGAGUAAAUACAGCUUGACUUGCUUUUUGGGUUAUUUUUGUUGCCUGUGUUGCACCACUGACCUUAAUGUAACCAUUCCACUGCUUAAUAGCUUAACUUUGCAAAACAAUAUCUGGUGAAUUUGCUGCAAAAUGCUAACGUCUGUGACUUCCUUAAUUUAUGACACACCAAAGCGCCCACUGCUUUUAUUUGUGAGUGUUUUCUUGCUUUGUUUCUGUAAUCAAGUGCCAUACUUGUAUAUAAAGAAAUACAAAUUAUAAAUAUAUGUAUACAAAUGAACAUAGAUAUAUAUAUAAAUAUAUAUAUAAUAAUAAUAAUCAUGAGAGCUGAUUCCCUGCUUGAAUUAUGCUUAAUACUGGCAUUUUUUUAUUUGCUCUAAAUGUAUUUGUUGUUCUUUAAAUGAAACAAAGGAGAAAUAUACUUGUUUUAUUUUGCAAAUGACUGGAAAAAGAAAUGAAGUGCUAGAAUUAAAAAUAUAUAUGACAUACAAGAGUCUCCCCAAUCAAAGGAGAUCAAAACUGAAAAAAAGCACAAAUUGAUAUUUUUAAUCAAAGAAUGGGCAAAUAAGACCUGCUCCGGUGCUACGGUUUUUCAUAGAAUGGUUUUAAAUGUAACCCUCAGAGUACAGAAAAAGAAACUAAAAGAUCUUUUUUUCUGUGGAAAAUAAAAGUGGGAUUCAUGUACACCAGAAA